AUGUCAUGGCAGGAGCAUCUGCGACACGCCGGAUUUCCCAAUCUUCUCAGGAUGCUGGCAGCAGUACCAGCAUGCGGCAUGUACAUUCUGCUUUGGGCAUGCGCCAGCGAAACAGCUUGCCGAGCCCGGCACCAGCCUUUUUCCCUAGUUGCUGAGAAGGUGCAGGACAAACGUACCCAGCAUGGUCGCGAUCCUUGCUCUGGCUUCUUCUAUCACUCCAGUUCCUUGCAGGCUUCCUCUGCAGCCAAUGUUGCUGCACCACGGGGACGCGCUGUCCCCACAUCAAGCUCUGCGGCACCGCAGGAGUGGUCCCAGGCCACUGCCCAGCGGCCAAGCGCUGGGUUCGGACCUCUCGAUUGCGCUCAAAAUUGGGCGGGGCAUGCAGGUCCAAACCAGCAGAUGACUGCGAUGGCCCCUUCUUUCGAGAAGCCGUCACAUGACUGGCAAGCGGCGGAGGAGCCUGCUCGAAACGGCGGCAUGCCAUAUGUGCAUUCAGUGCCAAGCAUGUCUGAGCGCAGUGUGCCGAGCCGCCCUGCGCCCAUGCGCAACGACACCCCGAAGGUGGGAGCUUUCAUCCCCUGCGAAGGCUCUGACGAUUCUGCCGCCGCUUGCAGCAACAGCAACAGCCCCAACGAGGUGCCGCCGCUUCCAAUGCUUUUGGGCAAUCUACGGAGUGUCGAAAAGCCUCCGAAGGAGUCUAUGUGGCGCCAGGAAGUGAACCAACAAGCCCACCUCUUCCUUCCAGGUGCGCGGGCCGGCUCGGAGACGUUGGGCAUCACAGACUUCGAAGCCAAGCCUGAGGAAGCAGCAGAGCUGCUUGGUCCAGAUGGCUUCAGAAGAGUGGAGAAGCUCCAGUGGCUGCAGAAGCGCGGACGCAGGUACACGAAGGAGGCGCAGGCCAAGAAGCACCUCAAUGUCUUCCACACCCUGCGCUGGCGCCCAAAUUGGCUUCGAAACUACCCAGUCGCCGAACAUUACCCGCUGCUUGUUGAGCAGGCUGUGCGGAUCUGGGCUCACCAGCCACUUGCAGCCACUGAGGUGGUACCGCUGAAUCCUGGAUUAGCCACUUCCGUGCCCGAGCUUUCGAUUCAUCAUCGAGAGCAUGGUCGUUCCAGCCGGCAAUGGAAGGGCACAAAGCGCUUUGCCCAGACCUUUGCGCUGUGA
This is a messenger RNA of Symbiodinium pilosum, 1164 nucleotides long. Lineage: Eukaryota; Dinophyceae; Suessiales; Symbiodiniaceae. The record is from the annotation of a GenBank genome assembly.